AUGACGACCAUUUCCUCCGUCUGCUCUCACACUCUCGUCGAGCCUCCAAGCUGUAUCGCAUUCUGUCCCUCCCGACCUGAGUAUUUUGUGGUGGGCACCUACUAUCUACAUCGAAAGCCACCAGGGGCUCCAAGCGAAAAUGAGUUCGCCAAGAAUGAAGACACUCGGCACAGCGAUGAGAAUCCGAUCGGUAGCGGACCGCAAAAACGAGAUGGUCGAUUAAUUUUGUGCCGUCUUUCUGAGUCUGAUGAAGUCGAGUGCAUGCACCCAUCCGAGAUCCACACAGAGUCUGCCGUCCUCGACUUCCAAUGGGCACCACCCUCAGCCGAGCUUCCCGGAGUUCUCGCAGUCGCCCAAUCCACAGGCAUUAUCGCCUUCUACAAACUAGUUUUCUGGUCCAAAGAAGACCCGGAUGCCUCCCACCAUGCUGGAAAGCCAAGUGCAUACUUUCGACUCCUGAGUACACAUCAGGUUUGCGAACCAUCCAUCCUCAUCCUCUCUUUGACUUGGUCCGAUGUACUUCCGCAUAUUCUCGGUAUGACCUUAUCCGAUGGCCGAGUCUCGAUAGCGCGGAUUACAGUUCAACCUGAAGCAGAACACGCCGAGCAAGAGAGCACAGCACAGUCCUUACCAAUUCUAAAACUCGGUACACCACUCUCAACACAACAACAUGGCCUCGAAGCGUGGUGUAUGGCCUUCGCGCUCGAGGAGAACGCCUCAAACCCUCCCUCGUCUGCCUCCGCGGAAAAGUCAAUAUCAAUCCUCUCCGGCGGCGACGACAUGUACCUCCGCAGCACCCGCAUCGCCAUUCCAACCUCAUCAUCAUCAUCAUCAUCAUCAUCAUCAUCAUCAUCAUCAUCAUCAUCAUCAUCAUCAUCAUCAUCAGAACCAUCGGACGACCCACCGAGCUCCACGCUCGUCUUCCAGGACCGCCGCAUACAUACCGCUGGCGUCACCGCUCUGCUUCCGCUCACGCCCAAUCUUCUGAUCACAGGGAGCUACGAUGAUCAUAUUCGACUCGUGCAUAUCCCUUCCGCGAAAACGAACGCGGGUGGAGAAUUCGAGCGAGCGGGACCAGCGAGGCCACAGGUUCUGGCCGAGUUGGAUUUAGGUGGAGGGGUCUGGAGGAUCAAAACCUUGGAAGAAACCGGGGAUGAUCAUGUUGCGGACUCUGGAAAGGAAGGGCCAAGCAAAAUGUCGGGGAGGAACGGUGUUCUGCUGCUAGUGAGCUGCAUGUAUGCUGGAGCGAGGAUUGUACGGCUUGUUCGCUCGACGACUGGCGGCUCAGCCGACGAGGACGAGUGGGCGUUUCAAGUUGAGGCACAAUUCACGGAGCAUAAGAGUAUGAAUUAUGGUAGUGACGUGCGACCACAGGGCCUCGACCAAGUAGCAGAGGGAAAGGCCACGAUGAAACCAGAAGUAGCUGGUAAGUCGGACUCGAAUGGUUCGACGAGGCUGCGGAGGACGAUCGUGAGCUCCAGCUUUUACGACAAAUUACUGUGUUCGUGGUAUUGGGAAGAAUGA
Molecule: messenger RNA, 1524 nt
Organism: Dissoconium aciculare CBS 342.82
Lineage: Eukaryota; Fungi; Ascomycota; Dothideomycetes; Mycosphaerellales; Dissoconiaceae
Exons: 2
Coding region: 1-1524 (507 amino acids)
Molecular function (GO): protein binding
Source: RefSeq, a predicted model, not a curated record